Molecule: messenger RNA, 1612 nt
Organism: Telopea speciosissima
Lineage: Eukaryota; Viridiplantae; Streptophyta; Magnoliopsida; Proteales; Proteaceae
Product: fatty acyl-CoA reductase 3-like
Exons: 10
Coding region: 85-1557 (490 amino acids)
Biological process (GO): suberin biosynthetic process; long-chain fatty-acyl-CoA metabolic process
Cellular component (GO): intracellular membrane-bounded organelle
Molecular function (GO): alcohol-forming very long-chain fatty acyl-CoA reductase (NADP+) activity
Source: RefSeq, a predicted model, not a curated record
UUCCCCAGCUUUUCUGCUUAAAAUCUUAACUCCCUCUCUGCUGCUAUUUCUGUCUCUCCUUUCCCUCAUUGCUUUCCUCCUAUUAUGGAAUUAACGGGUAUUGUCAAUUCUCUUGAGUACAAAUCCAUCUUGGUCACUGGUGCUGCCGGCUUCCUAGCAAAAAUUUUUGUGGAGAAAGUGCUGAGGGUUCAACCAAACGUGAAGAAACUCUAUCUUCUCUUAAGAGCUGCAGAUGCUGAGUCAGCUACACAGAGACUGCAUAAGGAGGUGAUAGGGAAGGAAGUGUUUAGGGUUCUGAGAGAGAAAUGUGGUGCCAGCUUGGAUUCUUUUAUAGCCGACAAGGUAACGGCGGUUGCCGGCGACAUCGCCUGUGAUAACUUGGGUAUAGAAGCCUCAGAUUUAAGGGAAGAGAUGUGGAAAGAGAUUGACAUCAUUGUCAAUCUAGCUGCUACCACCAACUUUGAUGAGAGAUAUGAUGUGUCCUUGGGUGUGAAUGCCAUGGGAGCUAAGUAUGUUCUGAGCUUUGCAAAGAGAUGUGUUAAGCUACAGAUGCUUCUCCAUGUAUCAACUGCUUAUGUGGCUGGAGAACAGGCAGGGCUUAUAAUGGAGAAACCAUUCAGGAUGGGUGAAACAUUGAAUGGGACACCUGGGUUAGACAUAGAAGAGGAGCUGAAGCUUGUGGAGGAAAAGAUGAAGGAGUUAAGGGCCUUGGGAGCUCCCAAAUCAGCUGAGACAUUUGCUAUGAAAGAAUUGGGAAUAAACAGGGCAAGAUUUUACGGUUGGCCAAACACCUACGUCUUUACAAAAUCACUUGGAGAGAUGCUCAUCGGACAGUCUAGAGGAAAUCUACCACUUGUUAUCAUUCGUCCAACCAUCAUAACAAGCACAUACAGAGAACCAUUCCCUGGUUGGGUUGAAGGAAUGAGAACCAUCGACAGCUUGGGCGUCGGUUACGGUAAGGGCAGAAUAACUUGUUUCCUCGGUGAUCCUGAGUCAAUUAUUGAUGUGAUACCAGGGGACAUGGUGGUGAAUGCUAUGAUUGUGGCCAUGGUGGCUCAUGCAAAUCAACAUGGUGAGUUCAUCUACCAAGUGGGAUCUUCUGUAAGAAACCCAGCAAAAUUCACCCUUUUCCAGGAUUACGGCUAUCAGUUCUUCUCUAAGAAUCCAUGUAUUGAUAAAGAUGGAAAACCUAUCAAGGUUGGAAAAGUUGCAGUAUUUAGCACAAUGGAUAGCUUCCAUAAAUACAUGGCCAUUCGUUAUAUGCUACCCUUGAAGGCUUUGCAACUGUUGAACAUAGUAUCUUGCCAGUAUUUCCAAAGCUUAUAUAGCAAUCUCAGUCGGAAGAUCAACUUUGUAAUGCGAUUAGUGGAGCUCUACAGGCCUUACUUGUUCUUUAGAGGAGUGUUUGAUGACUUAAACUUAGAAAAGUUGAGAAUAGCUAUAAAGGACAAUGGGGAAGAGGAAAAUAAGUUUUGUUUUGAUACAAAGUGCAUUGACUGGGAUGACUACUUCUUAAACAUUCACCUUCCAGGGCUCAUAAGAUAUGUUUUCAAGUGACAUCUGCAGAGAUUGGGAGUUCCAUUAAUUUCUUGGUGAAAGAAUCGGUUUAUCA